UUUUUUGUGUUCGCUUUCAUGUGACUCACUUACGAGAAAUACAGACUCCAAAUAACACAUCCUGGAAUAACCUGAAGUUUCUCUGACAUUAUAAUGUACAGUUUCCUACAAGCAAACUCAGCCUGCAGCAAAGCAAUACUUUGUCUGUGCAUUAUAGGUGCUGUAGCGCUCUGUCGUUCAGAAGACAGGAGCGCUGAACAACCGCCUAAAGACCCAGUGGACUGUUCACAGUCUGAAUGGUCCCCAUGGACUCGCUGUGACCCCUGCCUUAAGAAGAGGUAUCGCUACGCCACGCUGGUGCAGCCGUCUGAGUUUGGAGGAGAUCCGUGUCAUGAUCAGGGCCGAGAGGAGGAACCCUGCACCGCUGCGUCGAGAUACUCCUGCCAGAGACACACUCCUCCAUGCCAGGGCUUUCGCUGCACCGUCACAGGUCGCUGUGUGCUGGAGGCUCUGCGCUGUAACGCUGAUGAUGACUGCGGGGAUGGCUCUGAUGAACUGGGCUGUAAAAAGGUGUACAAAGCCUGUAAUCAGCCAACCCAGGAGUAUUAUGGAAUCGAGAAUCUUGCCAAAGGAUUCAACAUUUUGAAUGGUAAACUGGAAGCAGUGGUGCUCGAUAACCGAUACUACGCUGGCGGCUGCUUGCCUCAUUUCAUCCAAGAUGUUCGCUACAGGAAGCCGUAUAAUAUACAACAGUACACAAUAGAGACAAAAGGCUCUUAUGAUUUCACACUGGAGGCAUAUGAAUCUUACAGUGAAUACUCCAAGAGUGAAACAAAGGCAACUUUGUCCAAGACCAGCGUCUCAUUUGGAAUUGCUAUUCCUAAUACUUUUGAGUUCAGUUUUAAAUAUAAUGACCAAAAGUACAAGAAGACAGUGACGAAGAUGCGCAACUUUUCUGGGACGAAAAAGAAAUUUCUCCGAGCUCACUCUGAACUUGAGGUAGCGCGCUAUUCUUUAAAAACAUCAGACCUGAUGUUACACCCUGAAUUCAUGUCCCGCUUGCAAGCCCUGCCACUGGAAUACACAUACGGAGAAUAUCGGCAGCUCUACAGUGACUACGGGACACAUUUCAUCAGAGAGGCGACUCUUGGUGGAGAUUUCGAAUAUACUAUUGUCCUCAAUGAUGAGACAUUAGAGAAAUCUGACUACAAGCUUGAAGAUAUCAAGAACUGUGUACAAGUUGGGCUUAAAGUUGGAGGCGCAAUUCAGGGGGUGUAUUUGGGGGUAGGAUUUUCAGUUGGUGGCUGUAAAGGCCUACUGGACGAGCUUGGAGAUUCCAGUAAAACGGGGGAAAUGGUGGAAGAUGUGUUUAUUGUGGUCAGAGGUGGUGACAGUGAAACAGUCUCCCGUCUUGCUGCAAAACAGCUGCCAACUCCAGACAUCAUGCAGCUGUGGGGCGAUGCUGUGUUCUACAAUCCAGAUUUUAUUAGCAAAAAGAUAGAACCCCUCCAUGAGUUGGUGCCGUCCCGUGACCCAAAUGCUAACAUCCUGAAGAAAAACCUGAAGAGAGCUCUGGCAGAGUACCUGAAAGAAACCAGCUCCUGUCGCUGCUCGCCCUGUCUCAAUAACGGCAUAGCAGUGCUCAAAGGCACAAGGUGUGUUUGUAUUUGCCCAGCUGGGUUCAGAGGAGUGAGCUGUGAGAUAACCAAACGAAAAGCAUCAGCAGUAGAUGGCAGUUGGAGCUGUUGGUCUUCAUGGUCCACCUGCUCACGAAAAACCCAGAAACGCACCCGUCAGUGUAACAAUCCAGCGCCGCAGAACGGAGGAGUUACAUGCCCUGGGCCAGAAGAGGAAUCAGCUGAUUGCUUCUAAAAUAUCUGCCAUUUAUUUGUUUCACAAUUAACAGUAAUACUGUAAAAACAAUUUAUAGCAUUGUUUUUAAAUGGAUAAUGCAUAAUGACAAAUAUGGUGGGCAUAUGCACGUAAACAAUUUAGUUGUAAUAAAAGGAAAAA
Carassius auratus (goldfish) is the source of this 1953-nucleotide messenger RNA. RefSeq names its product complement component 8, beta polypeptide (gene c8b). Gene Ontology annotation, molecular function: protein binding. NCBI's taxonomy places the organism in Eukaryota, Metazoa, Chordata, Actinopteri, Cypriniformes, Cyprinidae. The transcript has 12 exons. Gene Ontology annotation, cellular component: membrane attack complex. The record is from RefSeq and is a predicted model, not a curated record. Gene Ontology annotation, biological process: complement activation. The coding region runs from base 94 to 1812 and encodes 572 amino acids.